Molecule: messenger RNA, 1153 nt
Organism: Spodoptera frugiperda (fall armyworm)
Lineage: Eukaryota; Metazoa; Arthropoda; Insecta; Lepidoptera; Noctuidae
Gene: Pfdn5
Product: prefoldin subunit 5
Exons: 3
Coding region: 136-621 (161 amino acids)
Biological process (GO): regulation of DNA-templated transcription; protein folding
Cellular component (GO): prefoldin complex; cytoplasm
Source: RefSeq, a predicted model, not a curated record
CAAAGAACUGUCUUAUUGUCGCAGGGCUACUAAUUUGAGGUUACUUCCUUCGAAUUAUGCUGAAAAUUCUUGCAUUUAUUUGAAAAUAGUCAUUAUUCGUAUUAAAGUAGGCGUUCAAUAUAAAAUUUAGUAACAAUGGCUACUGUAUCUAGUGCACCGGCGCCAGGGAUGCAUCAAAUUGAUUUAUCCAAGCUUAAUUUACAGCAGUUGGCUCAACUUAAACAACAAUUGGAUCAAGAAAUGUCUGUAUUUCAAGAUUCAUUGCAUACACUGAAGGUAGCUCAAGGGAAAUUUAUGGAAUCUGGUGAAUGUGUUGAGAAAAUGACUCCUGAAUGUAAAGGCAAGAGCAUACUGGUGCCGUUGACUGGAUCUAUGUACAUCCCUGGCUCAAUAGCAGACACCGAAAAUGUGCUUAUUGAUAUAGGAACUGGAUAUUAUGCACAGAAAGAUAUAGCUGGUGCUAAGGAUUAUUUCAAGAGGAAAGUUGCUUUUGUAACGGAACAAAUGGAAAAAAUUAAAGCUUUAGGUGUAGAGAAAUCCAAGGUUCACAAAGCUAUCUGUAUGAUGAUUGAAAUGAAGCUGCAAGCCCAGAUGCAGGCAGCGAAGCCUUCGACCUCAUAAAUAUAUUAUUAUAUACUUUAUAAGAAACAAUUGCUUUACCAUUUUUGUCGCCUUGGAGUUGGUCUAAAGGCUUGAAUAUUUAAGCAUUAGAAUCUUGGCAUUUACACCACUCAGCGUAAACAGGGUUGUUCUAAUCACAAAUUUGUAUGAAAUUAUUAUCUAAGCAGGAUCAGAUACUACAAUUCACACUAACAGAAUUUUUCACACAUUUUGUAAUCUAAGUAACAUUAUGUUUCAUAUGUAAAACACCCAUUUUGAUUAACCCUUUGUGUGCUGGAGUAUGGAUCUACAUGAGACACAAUGUCUAUUCUAUUGUUAUCUUAUAAAUGGCAUACAAAAGGUUAAACUAACCAGAGAUUCUAAUGUUCUCAAUUAAAAUAAUUUUAAUGUUGAAAUAACAAUGUGUUUCUAUUAAUUUAAAAAAAUUGGUAUUUGUAUACAAAAUGUGUAACAAUGUUUAGUUAAAUGAUCACUACUUUGUUAACCUCUCUAUUUCACAUGAGCUAGUUUGAUAAAUAAAUUAAUAUCAGUA